AUGCCGGUCUCCUUGGUUCCAGUGCAGCAGGCAGUGCUCCGUGGGGGCCCGGUCUCCUGUGAAGAGGCCCCAGAAGCAGGGCAUGGGGCGGAAAGCGGGACUCGGCCUGAGCUUGCGGGGUGCCUCUUUGGGCAGCGCUGCUGGGCCGAGAAGGAAAGGAACGGGAGCACUUCACGGCUGCCCCUGCCGACGGGGCUGGGGCUGGGGCGGGCGGGGGCACAAGGGGCCUGCAAGAGAGCCGCCUCCCGCCUGGGAUCCGAGCAGGGCGGCGCAGAUGCCCGGGAGGCUCCCGCUGCGGGACAGCCAGGCCUGGCCAGAAACCCGGAGCCGCGGAAGAGGGGCCCGAUCAGAGCCGGGGGCGACGGGCAAGGCGGACCAAGGGGGACCCGGAGCGCCUCUGCCCGCCCCGAGGGGGCGGCUGCGCUGGCGAGAGGCCUCGGUGGCCCUUCGGUCCGGCUGGCGCUGGCUCCCUGCCCGAGGCCCGCGGAACGGCCUGCGCCGGGAGGGCGCGCGGAAAGUAGAGCCGGGCGGGCGCUGCAGCCGGGCCUGGCCGGGCCGGUCCGCUGCCCCCGCCCCGCUUUUGUGCCGGCCGCCGAGCAGCCCCCUCUGGCGCCGUGUCCGUGCGCGCGCCGGCCGGCCGGCUUGCCUGCUGACCAGCCAGCCAGAGGGCGGAGCGCGGCCGCGCGGGGAGGGGGCGAAAGAGUCCCCGAGGGGAGGGGAGGGGGCCGGCGCCAGCCUCGCGGCCCUCGCUCGGCCGGCCGCUCUCUCGCUGGGCAGCCAGUCUCGGCGCGCAGGCGGAGGCGCGAGCAUGUCCCACAGAGCCCGCCGCUAAUGGCGCCCCGUCGGAUGCCCCCGCGCCGCCCGCCGCCGCCCGCCGCCCGCCUUCUCCUCCUCCUGGCCGCCUUCGCCUCAGGCGCGCGGGGCUUCAGCGAGCUGUUCUUCGUGAAGGAGCCGCAGGACGCGACGGUGGGCCGGCGGGAGGCGGCGGCGCUGGACUGCCAGGCGCGCGGCGAGGCGCCCAUCACGCUCAGCUGGCUGCGCGACGGGCAGGCGGUGGCCGAGAGCGAGCGCCUCCGCGCCCUGCCCAACGGCUCGCUGCUGCUGCUCGGCGCGGGCGAGGGCGAGGGCGCGGCGCGGCCCGACGGGCCCUUCUACCAGUGCCUGGCGCGCAACAAGUACGGCGCCCUCCUCAGCCACAAGGCGCGCCUGGCCCUCGCCGCUAUGUCUGCAUUUGAAGUCCAACCGCUUCCAGCUGAGGUCCAUGAAGGGAGCGUGGCUCGGUUUGCCUGCAAAAUAUCUGCCCACCCUCCUGCCGUCAUCACCUGGGAAGUCAACCGGACAGCCUUGCCGAUGGCCACGGACAGAAUUACUGCGUUGCCUUCAGGAGUGCUGCAGAUCUACAACGUCCAACAGAAGGAUGCUGGGAAUUACCGCUGUGUCGCCGCAUCCCUUGCCAGCAGGCGGAAGAGCGCAGAGGCCACGCUCACGGUUGUACCAGCCUCCACCGCAAAGCCUUUCCGCAAGCCGGUCAUUAUAGCCAGUCCACAGAACACAACCGCCUCCCUUCACCAGACCGUCAUCUUUGAGUGCCUGGCCACGGGGCACCCCAAGCCUAUUGUUUCUUGGAGCCGUUUAGACCACAAGUCCAUUGAUGUUUUCAGCACCCGGGUGCUUGGCAGUGGGAACCUUAUGAUCUCCGAUGUGAAGGCGCAGCACUCUGGCGUUUACGUUUGCCGCGCUACGAUUCCAGGCACGCGCAACUUCACCACGGCAAUGGCUGCUCUCGUUGUGCAUGCUCCCCCUUCAUUUGUGGAGUGGCCCGAAAGCUUGACAAGGCCUCGGGCUGGCACAGCCCGCUUUGCGUGCCAGGCAGAGGGUAUCCCAACCCCCAGGGUGACCUGGCUGAAGAACGGGCGGAAGGUGCAUUCCAACGGUAGGAUCAAGAUGUACAACAGUAAAUUGGUGAUCAACCAGAUAAUUCCAGAAGACGAUGCCAUCUACCAGUGCCUGGCAGAGAACAGCGAGGGCUCACUCCUUGCCCGGGCUCGGCUGACGGUGGUUCUGUCCGAAGACAGGCCCAGCGCACCCUGCAACGUCCAUGCAGAGACCAUGUCCAGCUCUGCCAUCCUCCUUGCCUGGGAGAGGCCGCUCUACAACUCGGACAAAGUGAUUGCCUACUCCGUCCACUACAUGAAAGCAGAAGGUCUGAAUAACGAAGAAUACCAGGUUGUCAUCGGAAACGACACCACCCAUUAUAUCAUUGAGGACCUGGAGCCAGCCAGCAACUACACCUUUUACCUCGUGGCCUACAUGCCAAUGGGGGCCAGCCAGAUGUCUGACCACGUGACACAGCACACCCUCGAAGAUGUCCCUCUUCGAGCUCCUGAAAUCAGUUUGACCAGCCGCAGCCCCACCGACAUUCUGGUCUCCUGGCUGCCGAUCCCUGCCAAGUAUCGGCGAGGCCAGGUGGCUUCCUUCCGCUUGUCCUUCCGGCGCAGCACAGAAAGCUCCGUGCAGGUUGUGGAGCUCCCGGGCUCUACAUACGAGUAUCUGCUCAGAAACCUGAACCCGGACACUAUCUACCUGGUUCGAAUUACAGCAGCCACACGGGUUGGCUGGGGAGAGGCAUCUCUGUGGACUUCCCACCGGACCCCAAAAGCCACGAGUAUCAAAGCACCGAAGUCUCCCGAGUUGCGCUUGGAGCCCCUGAACUGCACAACCAUUGCGGUCAAGUGGCAGCCUGGCUUGGCCGACACAGCGACCAUCCAGGGCUACAAACUGUACUACAAGGAGGAAGGCCAGCAGGAGAGCGCCCCCGUCCUGCUGGAGGCCAGCGUCCUGGCACACACCGUCAGCGGCUUGGAUCCCCGAAGGAAGUACCAUGUCCGUCUCCUGGCCUACAACAGCUUGGAGGAAGGGUACCAGGCGGAUCAAACCGUCAGCACCCCAGGAUGUGUCUCUGUCCGGGAUCGCCUGGCACCACCACCUCCACCCCCUCACCACCUUUAUGCGCAAGCCAAUACCUCCUCCGCCAUCUACCUCCACUGGGGGCGGCCAGCCUUCACGUCGGCCCAAGUCAUUAACUACACGGUCCGCUGUAAUCCGGUGGGGCUGCAGAACGCCUCUUUGGUCCUCUACCUCCAAACAUCAGAGACUCACCUGCUGGUUGAGGGGCUGGAGCCGAACACCAAGUAUGAGUUUGCCGUCCGGCUGCACGUGGAUCAGCUGUCAAGCCCGUGGAGUCCCAUCCUUUACCACACAACGCUUCCAGAAGCACCCUCUGGCCCCCCGCUGGGAGUGAAGGUGACUUUGAUCGAGGAGGACACUGCGCUGGUGUCCUGGAAGCCGCCGGAGGGUGAGAGAACAGUCGUCUCUCGUUACACCAUCCUGUAUGCCUCCCGGAAGGCCUGGAUUGCUGGGGAGUGGCAGAUCUUGUACAGAGAAGGCACCAUCACGAUGGCUCUGCUGGAGCAGCUCUUGGCAGGAAACAUCUACAUCGUUCAGAUAGCUGCUUCCAACGAGGCGGGCGAAGGGCCGUUCUCCAGUGCUGUGGAACUGGCUGUCUUGCCAAAGGAAGCACCUGAGUCCAAUCAGAGGCCCAAACGGUUGGAUUCUGCCGGUGCUGCUGACACAGCCCCCUCUGGCUACUACCCGCUGGACCAGAAGUCCAUGACUGGCCUCCUUGCUGGCGUCUGCAUCGCCCUCACCUGCAUCGUGCUCUGCAUACUCAUCCUCGUCUAUCGCAGCAAAGCCAGGAAGUCAGCUGCUCCCAAAAGCGUCCCGCGAGGCUCCGGCCAUCUCUCAGGCAGUAGCCUUUCCUCGGGUGGAGCCAGCGAGUCGGGCAAGAGCGUGGAGGCCGUCGUGGAGAAUGAGAGUUCCCUCUUGCCAAGGAUUGUGGGAAGCAGCUUCCUUGAUGCCAAGGGAGGCACGGAUCUCAUUAUCAACAGCUACGGCCCAGUCACAAACAGCAGCUCUAAGAAGAAGUGGACGUUCUUCCAAGACUUGAAGAAGGGGAAGUUGGAAGAGCCCCAGAAGCAAUGUGCCACAGCAACCUGCGUGUACCAGUCGGGCACUGCCAUCCUUGUUGGCGACGGGUGCUGCCGUGGGCCUGCAGAGCACCAGCCGAGCUACGAGGCAGCGUACAGCAGCACGACCGACACGGAGCAUUCGGCAAACAGUGAAGGAAGCCACGACACUGGCGAUUCCGGGAGGUUCUCGCAUGAGUCCAGCGAAGAGGUGCGCCUCUCUGUGGGCACCUCUGCCACCUCUGCUUCUUGGGAAGGCCUCGACUUGCGUGUGCCCAUGCGGCCCAUCCUGAGUGCCUCCAAAGAGCCACCGGACCAAAUCCCCCCUCCUUCCCUCCAGCGGCUGCUACCAGGACAGAACUGA
Molecule: messenger RNA, 4389 nt
Organism: Eublepharis macularius
Lineage: Eukaryota; Metazoa; Chordata; Lepidosauria; Squamata; Eublepharidae
Gene: PRTG
Product: protogenin
Exons: 21
Coding region: 1-4389 (1462 amino acids)
Biological process (GO): axon guidance; cell-cell adhesion
Cellular component (GO): axon; plasma membrane
Molecular function (GO): protein binding
Source: RefSeq, a predicted model, not a curated record